AUGGCGACGAACCUCUUUUUUUACAACGAAAUAUUUUUUGGCAAAUUCUUUCUCCACAAACACACAGGGUGGUCAUUCUCUUAUAUGUUUUUUGUUAUCUUUCUUUUUUUUUCUUUCCUUUUUAAUAAAUUCUUUCUUUUCUGCUUUCUCCGUCUCUCUCUCUCUCUCUCACUCUCUCUCUCUUCUUUUCUUUCUACUUUUUUCCCUUUCGUACCAUAUUUUUCCGCUUUGAUCUUCUCUUUCUCUGACAUUUUUCCUUUUUCUCCUGAUUUUCUAUUUUUUCUUUUCUAUUAUUCUUCUUUUCUUUGUUUUUUCCUUCUCUUUCAUCGUUCCAUGUUCUCUUCAUUUGUUCUUUUUUCUUUUCUUUAUUGGUUUUCAUCCCUGUUACUUCUGCUUCGCCAUACGUCUCGGUUUCACAUCUACAAACAUCAGCACGCCGCUCCUCACGACAUAAUCAACUGGAAUCAAGUUCAGUAUUUCUUCCCUGAUGGAGCGCGUGGCUUUCACCCAGUCAAGGAGCUUAUCUGGGUGGCUGCCUUCGCAUAUGGCAACCUGACAGAGACCGACCAAUUCGUCUGGGUCCGUUGCCCAACAGCCGAGAUUUACCGAUUGUCUUUCCCUUUUCUUAUUAAUCAAUCAUUCGUUUCUUUCUUUCUUUCUUUCUUUCAAACCAUCCUUAUUUCUUUUUUCUUUCUUUGUCCCUUUGGUUAUAUUUUUUUUCUCUUAAUACUUUCUUUUCACUUUCUUUUAUUUUACUUUAAAAAUCAACAUUUUUCUUUUGUUUCAUUUCCUUUUUCCUUUCUGAGAUCUUUUGUAUUUUAUUUCUGUUUCCUUUCUUUCAAAUUUUUUCCUCAAUUCUUUCUUUUCCAACUCCUAAUUUUUUUAAAUUACUUUUCUCAUUUUUAUAUUUCUUCCUUUUUCUAUUUUUCUUUCUGA
Messenger RNA from Acanthosepion pharaonis, 936 nucleotides. NCBI's taxonomy places the organism in Eukaryota, Metazoa, Mollusca, Cephalopoda, Sepiida, Sepiidae. The record is from the annotation of a GenBank genome assembly.